Molecule: messenger RNA, 321 nt
Organism: Paraglomus brasilianum
Lineage: Eukaryota; Fungi; Glomeromycota; Glomeromycetes; Paraglomerales; Paraglomeraceae
Source: the annotation of a GenBank genome assembly
AUGACUUCUACUUCGACUCCAUCAUCCAAACAACCACUUCCUCGACAACGAAAGAAUACUCUUAGUAUUAUCAUUCACGCCACAAUGCAGCUCCUCUCGUCCCCACCCUCUUCCCCUACUGACUCCACUGUCAAUGGAGCUAUUCUCUCACAAUCAUCAUUUUCAUCCACUUCACGUGACGACUCAUCAGAAUACUUUUCAUUCCCAGACUAUGAAGCUUAUAUUAAGGAUGUGGAAGAGACCGAAAAGAUGGUUGUACAGAUGGAAGAGUUUGACGAAAUGGUUGUCAACGGAGUUAGAAUACGCUCACCAAAGAAUUAA